Molecule: messenger RNA, 315 nt
Organism: Menidia menidia (Atlantic silverside)
Lineage: Eukaryota; Metazoa; Chordata; Actinopteri; Atheriniformes; Atherinopsidae
Source: the annotation of a GenBank genome assembly
AUGGAGGACGGAGACAGGGGCACCGGUCGGUACCCACUGAGGAGGUGGUGGCAGCCCAACCGUCUCUUCGGUCCAGACUUCGGCCUGCCGCCCCUCCUGGAGGCGGGGGGGUGGUCGGACAUGGACCGGUCCCAGAGGGGUUUGGCCGCCUGGUUCUGGCCCGGUUUCGCUCCCGCCCCGAUGUUCGUGCCCCACAUCUCCGAGUCGCCGGCCCCCCCCAGCCAGAGGAUCAGCAGGUGGAGGGUCAGCAUGGACCUGGCCCACUUCUCCGCCUCCGAGAUUUCUCUCUGCAAAAAGGGGGAAAUGCUGAGCUAA